This is a messenger RNA of Penicillium odoratum, 1692 nucleotides long. RefSeq names its product putative C6 transcription factor RosA-like. Gene Ontology annotation, biological process: regulation of transcription by RNA polymerase II. The transcript is spliced from 4 exons. The coding region runs from base 1 to 1692 and encodes 563 amino acids. Lineage: Eukaryota; Fungi; Ascomycota; Eurotiomycetes; Eurotiales; Aspergillaceae. Gene Ontology annotation, molecular function: zinc ion binding; DNA-binding transcription factor activity, RNA polymerase II-specific. The record is from RefSeq and is a predicted model, not a curated record.
AUGGCUGGCCCGGGUGGUGGUCCUCCUCGCAAGAGCCACACCAAAUCUCGCAACGGAUGUAAGACGUGCAAGAGGAGACACAUUCGCUGUGAUGAGACCUUCCCACAAUGUCGCAAUUGCACCAAGCACAACUGUCGAUGUGACUACCAGGACUCAACGACGCAAAUCAGUCCCCCUCCAACACGGCGGGGUCCUGAUCUGCUGAUGUCGCCCGCGAUCGAAAUGGAGAUCGAGAACUGGCACCGAACCGGUGUCCCUCCCUACCCUGAGUUGGUUCAAUGUCCCCCGUCUGGGUGGUCGCAUCUAUCGCGCCAGGAUCUGCGUUUGGUCCAUCACAUUAUUGGCCUUUCGAUCGAUUUGCAUCGGCGUGGUCUGAGUAGCUGCACCGCCUGGGCGCAGAAGAUGCCCAACUUCCUUGCCAUUGCCCUGUCUAAUGAAUUUGUUAUGAGCUCGAUUUUGGGUUUGUCGGCAUUUCACCUCGCCUUCUUGACUCGAGAUCAGGAAACCAAGCAGUUAGCUUAUCACCACAAGAUGACUGCCCUCCGGGGCCUGCAGACAGCCAUCGGCUUGUUUUCCAAGGAGAACUGCGAGGCUGUUCUUGCCGCCUCCAUUCUGCUUUCAUGGCAAGCAACCGAACGCCAAAUGUGGAUGUCCUUGCAACAGGGCAUCUCAACCGUUCUCGAAUCGAUGCACCCCUUCUGGAAACAGGAAUCCGAGUUAGCACAAUUCGUCGAAAACCAACGCGCUCUCAGCGCAUCUGAUUUCCCCUUGUCCCUUGACGACGAUCUAAACUCACUAGAUCAAACCGCUCACGCUCUCGAGCUCGCCCAAAAGCGAGUAUCCCACAACCCAGAGCACGCUCAACGACUAGCGGAACUCGUCGAAUUCGUGCAGCACUUCCGGAAUGACUACCCAACACAAACAUCCGAGCAAGCCUUUGAGCGCAUCCAGAUUCUCCGACGCUGGCUUUUCUGGCUCCCUGCGUCGAUGCUCCGAGGCAACGACUCCGAUUUCACCGCUCUAGCCAUCCUCUCCCAGUUCUUCGCUGUCGGCGUAGCCCUCGACCGAUUCUACCCCGAAAUGGAAGGAGCAUAUCUAGGCGGACUGUCCAUCGGCCCGAUCGAAGAAAUAUACCGCAUCCUCGCAGCAAACAGUGCAACAGAUCCAUACAACGCAGAACUUCGCCUGGGCAUGGCCCUUAUGGACCUACCACGGCGCAUUGUUGCCCGCUACCGUCUCCGAUUGAGUAUGUGUCCUCGCCCAUCGGUCGAGCAUUACUCCCCUGAUCCUUCAAGCCCAUACCACGGCAUGCAAGAAUACCCUAUCGCCUCAUCCUCUUCACCUGCAUCCGCUUCCCCCUCAUACGUCGCAUAUACCCCUCCGCUUCAAUCACCUCCCGCAGUCAAUGUCGCGGGCUCCCCAUUCCAUCUCGCGGAUGGCUAUGUCACCGCCCCUUCGCAUACUCUAUACCCUCCUUCUCCACAACUUCUCGAUGCGCACGACCCACAACUAAGGAUGUCUGAAUUGCGCCACACAAGUCUUUCAAAUCCGGCUUUCACUCCUCCUUAUGGUGAUGCCCUCUGCACAGAUAUGCCCCAGGAUGGAUCACUCGGCCUCAAUGUGGAUUUGUACCAACAAGCACAUCACUUCGAGAUGCCGAGUAUGGUUACAUCUGAGACCUGCUGGACAUGA